Fopius arisanus is the source of this 569-nucleotide messenger RNA. It is a transcript of the gene Dad1, whose product is annotated as dolichyl-diphosphooligosaccharide--protein glycosyltransferase subunit. The record is from RefSeq and is a predicted model, not a curated record. Gene Ontology annotation, biological process: protein N-linked glycosylation. Bases 129 to 464 code for a protein of 111 amino acids. The transcript is spliced from 2 exons. Lineage: Eukaryota; Metazoa; Arthropoda; Insecta; Hymenoptera; Braconidae. Gene Ontology annotation, cellular component: membrane; oligosaccharyltransferase complex.
CAUGUACUCUGUGAUUACACACAUCACUAAACAGCUGGGCUAUCGUGGGCUGUCCUUAUAGGUGCCACGCGUCAUUCCACUAAUUUUCAACAUUUUUACCGGAGCAAAUUGUUUAAACGAUUGCAAAAAUGUCAGUUAUUGCUGUGGUUCAAAAAUUCUGGCAAGAGUAUGGAAAAAAUACGGCUAAGAAGCUGAAAAUCAUCGAUGCGUACCUCCUCUACAUCUUCCUCACCGGUGUUAUACAGUUUGUCUAUUGUUGCUUGGUUGGAACAUUUCCCUUCAACAGUUUUCUCAGUGGAUUCAUAUCCGCUGUCUCCUGUUUUGUUCUCGCAGUUUGCUUGAGAUUGCAAGUCAAUCCGCAGAACAAGAAUCACUUCUGUGGUAUCAGUCCUGAACGCGGAUUUGCCGAUUUCAUUUUUGCACAUAUUAUUCUACACUUAGUUGUGAUGAAUUUCAUCGGUUAAUGAGGCACGAUGUAAGAUAAACAUGCUCUAUCAAUUCUCUCAACUCAUUUUUGAUAUUUAAAUAAAGUUAUUUGCCCAGAGAAUUUACAUUACUAAAAGUUUCAA